CCAUAUAUAUACCAGCUGACGUUAUUGUUGGAGGAAAAUUAGGAAAACGAAAUUGGGACCCACAAAGAUAUGUUGGUGGGGUCCGUAGCCGUGGCCUUGGGCGGUUAAACCGGAGUGGAUGGUUGUUUGACCCACGCGCAUGCAGCGGUCGUCCACAUUACUCCCAAUUAUCAAGUAUUCCAUUUACUAGCGCGUGAAUACACCAUUCGCUCUUGAAGGUAUGUUAGAACAAGAGACGCAAUGUGUCCCCGCAAUUUAUGCAAGUGCAACAGACUUUCUUUAUCCACCGAUGCACGGCCAUGGCACGUGUGCAUGUGACCACCUUAUAAUCUCCUCCUUUCUUCUUCCCCUGGUAAAACCAAGCUCACAACCAUGGCAUAAAAAGCUCUACAUAAGCAACGAACUCAAACACCUUCCAUUUUUGGCUUCUUUUUAGGUCCUUUUUUUUUUUGUUCGGAUUAGCAGUGUUUAACACAUGGGUAUGAACUCAUGAUACGCCAGUGUUCUCCCCCUUUGUGAACCUUGAAUAGUUGAUCAAAGCUGCUACAAAAACCCUAAAAGUAACUAAAGAGAGGAGACAGGGGAGAGAGAAAGAUGGUGGGCUCAGGAACUACAGAUAGAAACAAAGAAGCAGUUGGAAUGAUGGCUCUUCAUGAAGCUUUACGAAGUGUUUGUCUUAAUUCUGACUGGACUUACUCUGUUUUCUGGACCACUCGUCCUCGCCCGCGAGUUAGAGGUGGUAAUGGCUGUAAAGUUGGAGACGACAUCGGUAGCCUGAUGUUGAUGUGGGAAGAUGGGUUUUGCAGAGGAAGAAUGUCGGACUGCUUAGAAGACAUGGAUGCAGGAGACGAUCCUGUUAGAAAAGCUUUCAGCAAAAUGUCAAUUCAGUUGUAUAAUUAUGGAGAAGGGUUAAUGGGGAAAGUUGCUUCUGAUAAGUGUCACAAAUGGGUAUUCAAAGAACCUUCAGAAUGUGAUCAGAGCAUCUCUAACUAUUGGCAAAGUUCUUUUGAUGCUCUUCCAACCGAAUGGAAUGAACAGUUUGAAUCUGGAAUCCAGACUAUAGCUGUAAUACAAGCUGGCCAUGGGCUUCUGCAACUUGGUUCUUGCAAGAUUGUACCUGAAGACCUUCAUUUUGUGCUUCGAAUGAGACAUACCUUUGAAGCACUUGGUUACCAAUCUGGUUUCUAUCUAUCCCAAUUAUUCGCAUCGACAUCUUCAAAUCCCUUAAAGCAAUCAACAAUCCCGAUCCACUCACCACCACCCGCCGCCUUCAACUGGGCGGCGCAGAAGCCAAUGCAAUCGCCAAAUUUCCAGAAUCCUACAAGACUAGGGUUUGCGCCUAAAGACGAGACUCACAUGUUCCUUCUUCCUCAUUCAUCUGAACCACAAAUGGGAAAUAUGAUGGGUUCUGAUCAUGUUGAAAGCGACAUCAAAUGGCCUAAUGGGCUGUCGUUCUUUAAUGCACUCACCGGAAGAAGUGAUGAUGCGGAGCUUUUGUUCAAUGCAGAAGAAGGGCUCGGUGGUGGAAAGCAGCCAGACGGUGGCCAGAAUUUGAAUCAUGAUAAACAUAAUCCCGAGGCUGCUAUGUACAACGAUGUUAUGGAGAAUUUCUUGGAGUGAUAUGUUUAGUAAUCGUUGUUUUUCGUAAUGUUUAGUAGUCGUUUUUGAUCUUUUUAGAUGUUUAUGUAUCUCGUUUGGAUUAACUUAGUCAAACUUUUUGAUAUAAAGACAAAAUCCCACGAUCAAAUUAGCGAAAUUAGAAGGAAAAAACAUUGAAAAUUGAGCAGUCUAAGGCUCCAUAGCAUGACAGCUUUUGCAUGUUGACACAACCCACCGGAAAAGCCUCCGGCAGUACCCUUUUUUCAGAUUGCAUUUCUUCUUCUCCGGCGACCCAAUUCUGUUCUCUUCACCUUUUCUUCUCUGGGACGGCCGGCGGUUUAGCAUCGGAACCGGCGCCAUGAACUGCCACCUUUGAGCGGGAAGAUGAUGAUAAUUGUUACAGUAACGAACAGGGCUCCGACUUCCUUUUUCAAGGAAGAUCUUGCUUUUCACAGCAACUCCGGCGGAAGCGUCACUGGUGCUUGUUCUGGCGCUGCUGCAACUGCUACUGCUACUGCUGCUGCUGCUGGUUCGGCUGUUAGUACUGUUGCUCCUGGAUGACACGAGUGAAUCUUUACUACUACUAACGCUGCUUGUUCUCGAAAGGGUGAAGCUUCUUGGCUGAACGGGAAAAGUGUGGAGGAGGAAUUUGCCAUUGGAGAACAAAUGGUCUGCUAAUUCGGAAUCUAAUUCCAUGUCUGGUGAUAUCGCCGGAAAAGUAAAGUUGUCGCCGGAGGAAUUGCUUUUAUGCCGGGGAUGAUUCUCCAUGGUGGUUUAAUGUUUCUGCAUUGGGAUGAGCAGAUUCACAAAACAUAUAUAUGAUCGGAAAGUUCUUGAUUUGAGGGAAUGGGACCAAUUAGGUCUGCUGUUUUCCCCUAAAGGGAAGGUCAUCUGGGGUCGUAUGUUUUGCCACAUUCAUAAAGCUUCAACGUGGCC
Lactuca saligna is the source of this 2535-nucleotide messenger RNA. Lineage: Eukaryota; Viridiplantae; Streptophyta; Magnoliopsida; Asterales; Asteraceae. The record is from the annotation of a GenBank genome assembly.